This is a messenger RNA of Dromaius novaehollandiae (emu), 12429 nucleotides long. RefSeq names its product PH and SEC7 domain-containing protein 3-like. NCBI's taxonomy places the organism in Eukaryota, Metazoa, Chordata, Aves, Casuariiformes, Dromaiidae. The record is from RefSeq and is a predicted model, not a curated record. The coding region runs from base 183 to 1292 and encodes 369 amino acids. The transcript has 8 exons. Gene Ontology annotation, molecular function: protein binding; phospholipid binding.
AAUCAGGCUGGCUCCAAACAGCAUGCUUGAAGAUGCUGCAGAAAAGAGCCUGAUGCAUUUUAAGCAAACACUGAUCGCUCGAGCCUGGGCUCUCCAAACAUAACCUUUUCCGAUUCCUCUGCAGGGGGUCGGGAAGUGCCAUUAGCUUUCUUCUCCCCCAUCCCACACCCUCACUUUUGGAAAUGAUUGGAGUUAACAGUGUUCAGAGCACCAGCAAGGUCCGGGUGAGAGCCACAGGUUCAGUGAAGUACUCCCGAGAAGAAUCUCUCUGGCGGCAGUCCCAUCGGUCAAAGUCUAUGAAAUUUUCCAACUCCUCUGAAUUUUCUGCUAAGGAAAGCAAGGCCCUCUACAAUUCAACCAAGAAUGAGAAGCUUGAAUGGGCAGUAGAUGAAGAAGAGAAAAAAAUUUUUCACUUGGAUGGUACUGACAAAAAGGAUAAUGAGAGCUAUCCAAAAGCCGUCCGUCAGAUUGUCCUGGACAGUCCUCAUGACCCCAACGCUGCUGUGUAUAAAAUGGGGUUCCUGUCUCGGAAAAUCCAUGCGGAUAUGGAUGGAAAGAAAACUCCCAGGGGAAAGCGAGGCUGGAAAACCUUUUAUGCUGUGCUGAAGGGAACAGUCUUGUAUUUGCAGAAGGAUGAAUGUAGGCCAGAAAAGGCUUUGUCAGCGGAAGAUCUGAAGAAUGCAGUUAGUGUGCAUCAUGCAUUAGCAUACAAGGCAACAGACUAUGAGAAGAGACCCAAUGUCCUCAAGCUUAAAACAGCGGAUUGGAGGGUCCUGCUUUUCCAAGCCCAGAGUCAAGAAGAAAUGCAGACCUGGAUCAAUAAGAUAAACUGUGUGGCUGCUGUCUUCUCUGCACCACCAUUUCCAGCUGCAAUUGGCUCUCAGAAAAAGUUCAGUCGCCCGCUCCUGCCAGCCACCACAACAAAGCUAUCUCAGGAUGAACAGCUGGAAUCCCACAAAGCUAGGCUGAAGCAGAUCUUCACUGAGCUUGCUGAACAUCGCUCGUACCCUCCUGAUAAGAAGCUCAGAGGAAAGGAAGUAGAUGAUUAUAAACUGAAGGACCACUAUCUGGAGUUUGAGAAAAUUCGCUAUGAGAUUUAUGUUGGCCUCCUGGAAGAAGGGGUGAAGGAUCUGCCAAACAGAGGAGAAAAUGAUGGGCCAGGACUGAAGAAAUCUCACUCAAGUCCCUCAUUAAAUCAGGAGACCCCAGUUAGUGCCAAGGUGAAACACAAUGUCUCAGAGAGGAAGGACUACAGACUGGAAACACCCAGCAUUAAGCAGAAGGUCACUUAAGGUGGAAAUGACAGCUGGGGAAACAGCCAUGCAGCAAAAUACCAGUGGUCAAAGAAUUUUCCUUUGCUAACCUGCCAUUCACAAAAAUAAGUGCAUCUGCCUGAAUAGGGUGUUAGUAACAUUUUCUAUUGUAUAUUUUGUUGUUUCUGUACAGACUGUGGGAGACGCCUUUGCUCCUGAUUUGCUUUGUGCAUCUUUGGGGAUUUUUUGUUUUGCUUUUAAAGGAACUGAGGAAGGGUAAAAUUCUGUGAUAUAUUAUCUGUCUCUUUCCAUUUUAUCUCCUCCCCUUGUCAAAUGGCUUUCACCUCUCAAGUUACUUAUCACUUUAUUUAUAUGGCGGGUGGGAAAAGUAACUGGACGAAUGCUGCAGCAUUGUGAAUUCAAGCUGUAGCUAUGAGAAAUCUGUGCAAAUGGGUAGCUGCAGAAGUGGCUCAGGCCACUUUUCUGCAGAAGGCUGGUUAGAUUCUAGGAUGCUGGGAACAGCAGUUUCUUGACAGUGCAGAGCACAUUGGUACUCAUACCCAGCUAUAGGCACUGUUGUCUAUAGUUACCGCAUUGACCCUGAACUCACAAAUGCAAAAGGGUGAAACCUGAAAAUCUCUAGGAAUGCUGUGAUGACAGCACUGGAUUCAUUUGGUGUCUGUCUGUCUUUGCAAAGUGUCUUCUCCUGAGCUAGCAGAUGGUGGGUACCCAAACCCAUGCCAUCUCUCCCUUAAUGGUUAGGGAUUACCCAGGCAGAAUGAACCUGUGUUUUACAUUUAGUUAUACAAGAGGCUACUGUAGAUGCCAGCCAUUAGCAUUGUGAUUUAGAGACAAAGGGUAUCUGUGUAGUUUUUAAAUGUACACUCUUACAUAGCUGCUAUAUAGAAAGCCUUAUGAUAUGUUGUUCACUGGCAUCCCCCUUUCCAAGAGUUUCCUUGUUGGUAUGCACAGAUGUUUACAAUUUCUCUGCCAGUGACAGAGUAUUUUGCCUUUUCUCUUUAGAAAGGGAUUCUCCUCAGCUAUCCAUUUUCCUUCUUUAACUCAUAUUCAGGUGGAACAUGCUGGAGCAGACUGGGGAAUGGGAUAGACCUGCUCACCUCAGGGACAGAAUUCAAUGCUAUUCUGGCUGCUCCAUACCUGGAGGUCAGCACAAAACAGCCUCAGAUUUGGCAAAUCCUACCCCCUACCCACAUGAAAUCACCAUGCAUUGCAACUCCAACAUAUCCUGCUUCAGGCCUUUGGAGAGACACACAGAACAGAGAGAAAGUAAUGUGGGUAGAGCUUUCCAUACCUCAAAACCUCUUAUUUACUCCACAGUUCCUUGAGGCAAUCAGCAGACUUCAGACCUCAGCUGACACUGGAAUCAGAAAAACCAAUCCUUGAAGUUGCAACCAGACAGCAGAACCAGAUGGAACUGAUUCCAAGUGUGAUGAUAGGACUUGCGAGCAAAGCAGCUAACAAACAUGUCAUCUGCCAUUAAAAGUGGCUGCUCUGUUCUAAAAGUCAGGGGAUUGGCAAAUAGUCAAAAAAUAGUCAGCACUUCCCAAACUUUGGGGCUUUAGAAGAUGUCCGCUUUAAAUAGAGCAAAUGUUCAAGCAUUUUCCUAAAGAAGAGAUGCCUUCCAGAACUGGAGCCAAAGGAAUGCUGAGAGAGAAAAUUCGGUGUAGACAGGUGCAUGAUAAUACCCAUUGGAAGGAAUUGUGUAUUAGUGUCCUGGAGGAGACACUAAACUGGGACAUGCCUGCAGCUGUUCAUCAUACAGUAGUGGUUAAAAACAAACAGAAGGGAAGUUAUAGUGAGAAGAAAAUCAUACUCAGAAUGCCCUUAUACAAGAAAACUUGUCCUAUCUUUGAGUACUUUGCCUGUUGCGUUUCACAGAAAGCACACAGCAGAAAUAAAAAGGUACAGCUUUGUAAUGUGGGCCCUGCUUUGCUGCCAGGGCAGGGUUCCAUAGACUGGCUUUUUUAAGGCAGCCUGGAACACACCCAGCAAACCUACUGUGAUUACAGAGUGCAGUGCUUUAAAAAGCAUAAGACAUUUAAGUUUUUUUCCAUCUUUUAAGAUAUUCCAGCUGCUGUAGACUGUAGUAACAAUGCUGAGCCCACAAAGAAAUGACUCCUAUAAGAUGCAUCUACCAACCUUGGCACAGAAAGUGACUAAUUCCUCUUCAAAGUCACAGAAACACAGAAUGGUUGAGGUUGGAAGGGACCUCUGGAGAUCAUCUAGUCCAAGCCCCCUGCUCAAGCAGGGUCUCCUAGAACAUGUUGCCCAGGAUCCUGUCCAGUCAGCUUUUGAAUAUCUCCAAGGAAGGAGACUCCACAACCUCUCUGGGCAACCUGUUCCAGUGCUCUGUCACCCUCACAGGAAAAAAAUUUUUCCUCAUGCUCAGAUGGAACUGCCUGUGUUUCAGUUUGUGCCCAUUGCCUCCCAUCCUAUCGCUGGGCACCCCUGAAAAGAGGCUGGCCCCAUCCUCUACACCCUCCCUUCAGAUACUUAAAUGCAUUGCUAAGAUCCCCCCCUCAGUCUUCUCCUCUCCAGGCUGAACAGUCCCAGCUCUCUCAGCCUCUCCUCAUAGGAGAGAUGCUCCAGUCCCUUCAUCAUCUUAGUGGCCUUUUGCUGGACUCACCUCCAGUAGCGCCAUGUCUCUCUUGUAUUGGGGAGCCCAGAACUGGACACAGUACUCCAGGUGUGGCCUCACCAGGGCUGAGUAGAGGGGGAGGAUCACGUCCCUAGACCUGCUGGCAAUGCUCUUCCUAAUGCAGCCCAGGAUACCAUUGUCCUUCUUGGCCACAAGGGCACCUUGCUGGCUCAGGGUCAACUUGUCCACCAGGACUCCCAGGUCCUUCUCUGCAGAGCUGCUCUCCAGCAGGUCAGCCCCCAGCCUGUACUGGUGCCUGGGGUUAUUCCUCCCUAGGUGCAGGACUCUGCACUUGCCUUUGUUGGACUACAUGAGGUUCCCCUCUGCCCAUCUCUCCAGCCUGUCAAGGUCCAUCUGAAUGGCAGCACAGCCCUCCGGUGUAUCAGCCACUCCUCCCAGUUUUGUAUCAUCAGCAAACUUGCUGAGGGUGCACUCUGUCCCUUCAUCCAGGUCAUUGAUGAAUAAGUUGAAUGGGAUUGGACCCAGUAUCAACCCCUGGGGGACACCGCUAUCUACAGGCCUCCAACUAGACUCUGCACCACUGAUCACAACGCUCUGAGCUCUGCCAUUCAGCCAGUUCUCAAUCCACCUCACUGUCCACUCAUCUAGCCUGCACUUCCUGAGCUUGCCUAUGAGGAUGUUAUGGGAGACAGUGUCAAAAGCCUUCCUGAAGUCAAGGUAGACACAUCCACCGCUCUCGGACAAUGUCCCUAUAUUCCUCCCAAGUGGCCUGUCCCUGCUUCCACCUUCUGUACACUUUCUUCUUCUGUUUGAGUUUUGCCAGGAGCUCCUUGUUCAUCCAUGCAGGUCUCCUGUCCCCUUUGCUCGACUUCCUGCUCUUUGGGAUGCACUGUUCUUGAGCUUGGAGGAGGUGAUCCUUGACUAUUAACCAGCUCUCUUGGACCCCUCUUCCUUCUAGGGCCCUAUCCCAUGGGAUUCUUCCAAGCAGGUCCCUGGAGAGGCCAAAGUCUGCUCUCCUCAAGUCCAGGGUUGUGAUCCUACUUUUUGCCCUGCUUCUUCCUCACAGGAUCCUGAACCCCACCAUCUCAUGGUGGCUGCAGCCACCAUGGGUGAUUCUCAGUUCAGGGUUUGAAAAGGCCUGAGCUAACUAUCAGAGCACAGCAAGGGCUAGCUGUUCCUUAACUGAUAAGGAGCCAAGCACAACUACCCAGCCUGCAGGGCAGGGGUAUUGCCAGCCAGGACCCAGUCCCACCAUACCCAAGUGAGGUGAGCAUGGUAGGCCUAGGGGUGGCAGCUGGAGUCAGCCAAUGGCCUAGAUUGACAGGCAAGUUCAUCACAAUGAGGCAGGUCCACAUUCAAGCUGGAAAGGUCAGGAUCAGGCCUAAUAAUUACCAGGCAGGUCCAUAGUGACAAACAGGCCUGAGGUCAAUCCAGGAAGCCAGUCUGUGGGUCAGGGUUCAGAUCAACAGGGUUCAUAGCCAGACACAGGCAUAUCUGUGGCUAAAAUGGAGACUAGUACUUCUAUGACAGAGAUCAGCCAGAGACUGAAUGCCCAGGCCUGAGCUUAAAUAGAGCCCCUGGGCCCAUGGGCAGAGGUGGUGGAUGGAGGCCCCAGGUGAGGCUGGUCAGGGCCAUUAAGGCCUAUUGGUGCACUCAGGGCUCUGACAUUAUGCAGCUUUGUCAGCAGAACCGCUCUCAGCAUCUGCUCUCUAAGCUGCCAAUGGCGUACCAUCACAAAGCAUAUGUAUGUUCAGCCCCCAAACCAGCCUUUGUUUCAGUGACAUAGGAAGGUUUCAUCCUUCCUUCUCAUAUUCCCUGCAUAUCUGCAUAUCACCUGGAAACUAUCACUCAGGCAAAAUCCUCACCCACAGCUUGGGAAGGGGAAUAUGAGGAAGGUAGCAGGUUUGGGCCCAGAGGGACCAGGCCAUCUGUGCGGCAUUGCUCAUUGUUUACACUCCACAGGUUAGAUCAGCUCUUUUAACCUGCUGAGAGGAGGUGGGUUUGCUGGUUCUGGAUUACAGGCUGAGAGCUGCAAAUUCCAGUGGUUAUUUGAGUCCAGCAGAACCUGGUCCUGGCAGAGGAGAAAGGAGUGAGCAACUCUUUCCUCACUAGGUUUAUUCAUUCUGAGGAUCUCUUUCCCUUCCAUCCUCCAACAUCUACAUGGGAGAAGGGUAGUGUCUUCACAGAACUUCCUGGUCACCAGAGCAAGCUGGGGUGGUGCUGACAAGGGAGAGAGAAGGGAAAAGAACACCUUCCAUUAUACUUCAAAAGCACAAAAUUGCCCAUCCACUCCCUCCACUCAGCCACCAAAGUGUGUGAGAUGUUCUCCCAAAGCCCAAACUACACUCUCCUUUGUGAGUCAGCAGGACUCUGGGGUUUGGUUCAGAUGAUUUCUGUUAGGCAGGGGCUGUGAAAGAGAAUCUCUGGGCUUGCUGUGUGUUUGUAUGUGUAUUACAGAUAAAUCACACAUGGAUCAGUGAACUUGACUACAGCUGUUUAAUCCAGUAUUUAUGUUGUGUCUUUAAUUGAUGUAGAAAGAUAAAUCAGCCAACUGGGUGAUUAAUGUAGCAGAGCUGUAGGGGAACACUGUUUAGCUGUGAUGGCAAUUCAGACAGUUUUUCAUCUAUAGGCAGCCAUUUGUAAAUGGUUAUCAGAAGGUUUCUAAGGGCUGUGACAGUUCUCUGAAGUGGCUUUUCUCUGUUCCUGUCUGCUUCCAGAGUGUGGUCCUCCAAGUUCAGGGAACCUUCUGGAAAGCAGUGUCCAGCAGUGUCCUGCUUUGAGUGGGUCAUCACUAGAUGACCUCCAGACAUCCUUUCCAACCAAAACUAUGUGACCUUUCAGAGCCCCAGCUCCUUCCCUUUUCAAGGCUGAUUGUGGGCACUGCUCUUUGAUAGCCCUCCUUGCUCAAAGCAGUCAAGCUCUUCACCUUGCUCUGGUAGGAUGACUUUGUGUUUGAUUGGAACAGCCUCUUCAGCUUGGAGAUGGCUGUAGCAGUGCAGAAAGUCAAAGGUGUCAGAGGGUUAUCACUGAGCUUCUGGAGAGAUUGCACUGAACUGUUUUCUUGAAAAUGGGGAAGGCUUCUCCAUCCCCAAAUCAAAUUUGACCUUAUCACAGUUACACUGACAGCACCUUCUCCUUUUCUGUCAAGCUGCUCCUUUCUGUCAUCUCAGCACCUCAGCUGCUUCUGUAUAACUGGUCUCUUUUCCUCCAUGCUUGCACCAUGUUCUGUCCCUGGGAACAUGCAAGGCCAGAAAAGCACAGUCCUGAAUGGUCACAGUCAGAACUGUUCAGACUUAAAUUAGGCCCUGAUUCAUGGGAGGUGUUUCCAUGUCCUGUUGAUGUCCACAAGGACUCAGUCAUGUACUUUCUUAAACAGGCAUGCUUUCCUGAAUCAGAGUUUUUCUACAGGUACCACAGGAUGCCCCUGGAUCCCCUAUUCUACUUCAUGUAACUGGUACUAGAAAGAUCAUUUCCUGGUAAAUGAAGGCACUUAAUGGGUCCUCUCCUCCUUGGGGAAAAGUGUGGAUAUUGUUAUAUCAUUUUAAAUAAUAUUUUGUAAUUUAAGUUUACAUUGCUUUAUUUUUCACUUGAGAUGACUGUAUAUAAAUAUUUCCCUCUGUUUUAUCAUUGCUGGAGUAAGCUUACAGUAUGCAGGUGUAUGGGAAAAUGCGGAAGAAUGUUGAGGAGAUAGGCGAUGGAAGCUAGCCAGACCGUUCCGUGGGAAAAGGAGCAUCAACAGGGCAUGUUGACCCACAGUCACAUGGUUGAGCCUGUGCCAGUGUGGCGCUGCACCUGGGCCUUGAAUCGAGAAUAACGAUGAGCUCAACAUGCUUACUGCGCAUGUGUAUGGUACAUAAAAACUUCAUCUAGUGCCCCCCCACCAUGUUCCUCACCCUGGACCAGCGCUCAGCGGUGCCAGGGAUCCCCCGCUCCAUUAUUGCCUCGACCAGGAAAACGCUGGGGAACCCCCGCUCAGACGCAGAGGUAAUAAAUGCUCCAUAUCGACCAUUGUAUGCCUUGUGUUUGUGUAUCCGUCCCUGCCGGGAGUCCAGGCGGUGCCCCCGCCUCACCCUUACACUUGGCGUAGUCGGCAGGAUACACAAACGACAAUGCCGUGGCUGAGGAGAGCGAAGGGGGAAGGCGAGAGCCAAGAAGGGACUGCUCGCCUGCGGCUGCCAGGAUGGCCCCAGACUGAGCCAUGGGGGCCAGUAGCUGCAUUGCUUGCCACGCUGGCAGUCCCCGAGGACUGGCCAGAGUUGGCACAGGGGGAAAGUGUUACCCUAAAGGUGGUUGAAUCCGCUUUACAGGUUAUGCCCUUCCGUGCCGCUUCGGAAGCAGCUCGGAAGCUGGCUGGACGAUUAGGGUGGGCACUGCUGACAGGCAUUCGAGCCUUACAUAACAAGGUAUCGUCUUUGCAGCAACGAGUAAAGGAUCUGGAGAAGGAGAGUGGAGAUUUGCGUGAUAUGCAAAGGCGAUAGCCUAAGAAGUGAUUACAGCACAAGCUGAGAAAAGUCAAGAUUUAGCCCACAAGAUGGAGUGGCUAGCUUUGCAGAUGGCUAAUAGGCGGCGUGGGCGUUAUGGGAAGGUGCCCGCUACUGUUUCUCAGGUGCAGGCGAUUAUAGCCCGACCCUCCUGGGAUCCAGAGGAGUGGGAUAGUAAUAUUUGGAGUACCUCAUCUGACUCAGAAAUUGAGUUUGAUAUCAAGCAAGGACUCGCUAACGCUCAGGUGCAGCCUCUUGUUCAGAUGCGGGGGGAGCGACAGAUAGAUAGGGAUAUUGUAGAGCAGACAAGGACUUAUACGCCAAAGGAGUUACGUGAGUUUUUGACCACAUUCCAGCAGCAACCAGGGGAGUCAUUACUAGCGUGGAUGGUGAGAGCCUGGGAUAAUGGGGCUGGAUCAUUAAUGUUGUUAAGAGAGGAGCUGAAUUUAAUGAGCCCGUUGUCCACAGAUGCUCAAGUGCAGUAUUAUCUCUCCCAGCUUACAUCUGCGCAAGAUAGCUCCGGUAACCCUGUAGUUGCUCCUUCGCUGUAUCAGUGGUUGUGCGCCACUGUGGUAGGUGCUUACCCGUCCACCAGUGAGUUAGCUGCUACAGUGGGGGCUUUGGUAAACAAUAUAAGGAAUUUUGCACUUGUUGGUGAACCAGAUACUAAGCAAGGGAGAGCAGUUCGGAAUUCCAAGGUGAGAAGAUUGGCAGGGACUACUAAAUUGAGUGGAAAGCUAACGAGGCGACAGAUGUGGACUGAUUUGCUGCAGGCAGGGGUAUUACAUGAUGAGAUAAAUGGUCUUUCUACUGCUGACUUAUUUAAGCGGUGGCAGGGGUUACCUGCUAAUCAGCAAUAUCGGACACAGCCUACCACCCCACCCGCUCCAGCCACAGUGUGGAAAUUGCCAGCCAAAAGACAAUGAGGGGGAGGCGGGUCCCCUGCAAUACAAGCAUCUGUUGCGGCUUGGCAUCCGGGGGACUGAAGCCCUUAUGUACCCCUGCGAAUUCGCUGGUGCUGUGGAGGAGAAAUUGCUGUGCUUGCUUUACUAGAUACUGGGGCAGAAGUUACUGUACUACAUAGUGCGGUAGCUCUGGGGAAGGCCACUAUCCAUAUAUGUGGGUUGGAAGGAUCGGUCACCCCAGUGGUACAGGCAGUAGUUACGUUAAAAAUUGGCCAAAAAAAAAAAAUUACCCCGGUUUUAUUAGCACUGAUUCAUGAGUACCUCCUGGGAAUCAACAUGUUACUGGGCAGAGAUAUUCAGACCCUACAGGAGCAGGGGUGGGCUGUAAACCCUAAGAAGGUACAGGGGCCAGACAUCAGUGUGCAAUUCUUAGGGAUAGUCUGGAGGGGGCAGACGAAAGCUAUCCCUGAGAAAGUGUGCAAUACUAUUCAACAAUACCCUGUUCCCACUGCUGUAAAACAACUACAAGCUUUUGGGGACCUUUGGGGGAUCUGGCGGACCUUUAUACCCCACUUAGCCUAUUUAAUGCGGCCACUACAGCGUUUGAUCAAAAAAAAAGGGUAGCCAGUGGCAGUGGACUAAAGAGCAGCAGCAAGCCUUUGACCUGUGCAAGGAGGCGGUGGUCCAACAUUAAGAACUAGUCACUCCGUAUGAGGGACAACCUUUCGAGCUGGAGGUAACCGUUAUGAGGGAUAUGGUGUCUUGGGGGUUGUGGCAGCAAUGUGCCCACGCAAGGCGGGAACCCAUAGGUUUCUGGUCCCGUUCCCUGCAAGGGGCCACAGCAAAUUAUACACCUCUGGAGAAACAGCUUUUGGCUGUGGUGUGGGCUUUGCAGGAUACCGAACAAGUUACAGGACGUGACCCGGUGACUGUACACACCCCCCCUCCCCAUUCAGGCAUGGGUGAUGGAUGAUACAGUCAGGGCCUAUGUGGGGGUGGCCCAAGCUGCAACGCAGUGGAAAUGGAAACACUAUCUAGGAGCCCGGUUUAAGGUGGGGAGAAAGGACAUGAGCACCCCACAUGCAACCUUGUUAGGGGAAGUACAUUCUGAGCACAUGCCUCUAUUGUCUGAGCCAGAGGGGUCACCCCCGCCUUGCUCCCCCAAUAGAGCCAUCGCCUGUCCAAGAGGCCCCCUCCUUUUGAGACGCUAUCUCCUGAGCGAGUACAAGCCAAACUGACCUGAGCAAUCUCUGCUCGGCUAUCUGUAAUGGAAGGGGGGGGGGAUUGCCCCCCGCAUACUCGCCUCCGGGGAGGUAGAAUUCUAUACAUCUGAGCAACUGAUGAUUACUGAACAAAGAGUUAUAAGCUUACAUUUAAGACUGGACUGCCCUUCACAGUGUGUGUGGCUGUUUACACCUUUGAUACCUUUUGAAAUAGCCCCACUCUUAUUGACCUCUUCUCAAGAUUUAUCUUUCCAGGUAUCCGUAUCCACGCCAGUAAAUGUCUCACAGGGAGCACCAAUACUGCGAGGAAUUCUGAUCCACAGUGCUGCAGUGCCUCAAGUUCAGCAAACACCCUCAAUACACUCUUUAGCCAGUGCGUGGGUACUAACUCCUCAAAAGGAAAAACGGCCUGGCACUGUUUUAGCAAGUGGUCCAGGAGCCACUGCUCCAGUUCUUCCUGAUGGCGAUACCAUGCCUUUCUAUCUUCCCAUCAACAGGUUAUCACGCCAGCAUCUGUAAGCUGCUGUUGGAAUGUUGCCUCUUGCUGACCACGACAGAUGCCAUUGAUCUACAAGACCAUCCAGCUUCCCAUGUAAAUACAUGGAUUUGGCUCGCACAAAGAUCAGCUAACCUCCCUGCUUUCUGUAUUGCAGGCGGGCGAUCAGUGGAUGAUGUCUUAACUACGUGUUACAUAGGUGUACCAGCUCCACUUGCGGUAUUGCAGAAUUACUUUCCUAAAAAAAAAUUUUGACAUUUCUGUUACUCCCAUGAAUUUAUACGAUUUGGGUAUUGUUUCCCAAAAGCUGACGCCUUGGGCUUACUCUUCUCAUAUAGCUAACAUAUCUAAAGCAGAUGCUUGCUUUCGCUUUGUAAAUGCUGCCUCUGUUCUGCAGAAUGUAACUGAUAUGCAGUUAAUUUGUAAUGACACUAUGGAUAUUACCUAUGUGUCUGCUCACCUCAUGCUACCAUUAGGAUGGUUCCUUCUGUGUGGCACUACAGCAUAUACAUAUGUGCUGGCCAAUGCCACAGGUGGCCCAUGCACUGUAGGUCGUGUUACUUUAAGCAUUCCUCCCUUUAUGAUGGAGCGGCAGAGGACCCCGCAGCAUAUCGUAAGAUGCCGCUUGUAACCGCCAUAUAAGUUUAUUUUCUCAUGCAGAAGCUCUUGGCCUAUUGUUGAGCCUAGUUGGGAUCCCGGGAGUGGUGGCACAUAAUUGCAAACAGUUAGAGCAUGUUGCCUGUGCUUUGCCUCAAAGCUUAAAUUGGACAUCUAGAGCCAUUGCCUCUUUAAAUAAAGAGUUGGGAGCAGUACGGCAAUGAACACCGCAAAACCAUCUAGGAAUCAACUGCCUCCUACUGCGAGAUAACCACAGACACCAUGACUUCGCCGAGAUGUGCUGUUUCAACAUCACCGAUGAAUUGGCAUCUAUUGACAAUAUCAGCCACCUCAUACGAGGAGGACUCUUGUCUGUCUCUUGCUUUGUAUUAUGUUAUGUUUGGAUUUCAUUACUUCGUAAACUCCCUUGCCCUCGUACCCCAUGCCCUUCUGAGGAUUGGGACAGCCUGUAACUAGCUUUCCAUCGUGAGGGUGGAGUGUUUGGGAAAGUGCAGAAGAAUGUCAAGGAGAUAGGCGAUGGAAGCUAGCCAGACCGUUCCGUGGGAAAAGGAGCAUCAACAGGGCAUGUUGACCCACAGUCACGUGGUUGAGCCUGUGCCAGUGUGGCGCUGCACCUGGGCCUUGAAUCGAGAAUAACGAUGAGCUCAACAUGCUUACUGCACAUGUGUAUAGUACAUAAAAACUUCAUCUACUGCCCCCCCCCUCGGUGUUCCUCACCCUGGACCGGCGCUCAGCAGUGCCAGGGAUCCCCCGCUCCAUUAUUGCCUCGACCGGGAAAACGCCGGGAAACCCCCGUUCAGACGCAGAGGUAAUAAAUGCUCCAUAUCAACCAU